AUGCUCUCUCCCAUCCUCAUCGCAAGUUCCAUGCCUGCUUUUGACCUGCCACUCAACCACCCCAACAUAUCCACUCAGAGCGUUCAUUUCUUCCCCUGCCCCUCUCCCGAAGAGCUGGCUUUUCGCGCCCCUCUCCCCCCCAACAAUUCCCCGGCCUCUUCUAGUCCCACCUCUACCAUGGGGUGGCUUCCUGAUGCGACCGAGUCUAGCGACGCGCACAACGCGAGUGGAUUAGAGGAAACUCCCGCUUCCUCCGUCACUGAACUGGAUUCUUCCUCAGCCGCCAUUUCGCUAUGCCGCGGAGAGUGGCUCAAGGCGAUGCAAAACUUCCCCUUCGCAGGGACCAGGGCGGGGCGUAAGAACUUGGUGGACGAUGACCGCACCGAACGCUCCACCUUCACCUCCAUUAGCGAGGUGAGCUUCAUCCCGCUUAGGGCCGUGAGGCGGUCAGACCCAUGUGAGGAAGGUGUUCGUGGAGAGGAGAAUUUGAAGGAGGGGUCCACGGGCAAGCGUAUCACUUGGCCUUUGUCGCGAUCCAUUUCCACCGCUUUCUUGAGGCGAAACACUGUCGGGGCCGAGAGCAACCCUGCGACUUCGUUGGAGCCUCUCCCAUCACCCUCUUCCUCGAUGUUUAGAUUCGGAUCUGUGAGGGGUGCUACUGUUCGCCGAGCCUUAUCUUUACGCGCAAGGUCGGGCAGUUCUGCGAUUCAGCACCUCGCUGAAACUCUUCCCAUGAGUCAAGCGGAGGACGGAAAGGGGGAAGGAGGUGUUGCCAAAGAAGGUCAUGAUGAUGACGAUGAAGAGCUGGACGAGGCCACUGCUGAAGCCCAAAGGGUUGCAGAGACGAUUAAGAAAAAUUGGGAAUUUGAGGAGUAUACUCGAGAAGAGGUUUUUGAGCACCGCUUUUCGCGGUACUCUGAUAGCUUCGACCCCGAAGCACUUGCCUCUGUUACUGACUUGCCGCAAUUGUGA
Messenger RNA from Laccaria bicolor S238N-H82, 972 nucleotides. RefSeq lists its product as uncharacterized. The coding region runs from base 1 to 972 and encodes 323 amino acids. Lineage: Eukaryota; Fungi; Basidiomycota; Agaricomycetes; Agaricales; Hydnangiaceae. The transcript has a single exon. The record is from RefSeq and is a predicted model, not a curated record.